This is a messenger RNA of Carya illinoinensis, 816 nucleotides long. RefSeq lists its product as uncharacterized. The record is from RefSeq and is a predicted model, not a curated record. The transcript has a single exon. NCBI's taxonomy places the organism in Eukaryota, Viridiplantae, Streptophyta, Magnoliopsida, Fagales, Juglandaceae. Bases 1 to 816 code for a protein of 271 amino acids.
AUGGGCGGGUCUUCCUCGGUGGAAAGUCUACUACACCAAACGGAUCUGCCAUACAGUGCACAAAUUAUGGCUGUGUUGCUCCCGCCAAAAUUUAAAGUUCCCCAAAUAGACAUGUACGAUAGGUCCAAGGACCCGGUAGAUCAUUUGGAAAACUUUAAAGCUCAAACCACGUUCCACGGUUUCCAAGGGGAAAUUGCGUGCCAGGCUUUCCCUUUAACCCUAAAAUGGACGAUUACGGGUUGGUUUGGGACCCUCAAACCGAAGUCAAUAGACAACUUUGAAGAACUAGCAAAGCAGUUCUUGACCCAGUUCAUGCCUAGCAGAAGACAACGAUGCCCAGCCGCCUACGUGUUAACGGUUAAGCAAAAGGAGGAUGAGAAUUUAAAGACCCACUUGGCCCUUUUCAACAAAGAACGCUUAACAACGAAUGAACAAGAUGAGAAGAUCACUCUGGCUGCCCUUUUAGAAGGGGUAUGGCUGUGCAGUCCUUUUAUGGAAGAAUUGGCCCGGAGGACUUCUUCUACUCUCAGGGAGUUCAUGGACAAAGCGGAUGAUUUUGUCAGUGUAGAAGAUACUCUACAAGCUUUGUUGGACCCUUGUAAAGAAGAUACCAAAUUUGAGCAGAAGAACAAGCAGGCUGAUAAGAAGGGUAAGCCAAGUAGACGAGAAAGAGCGAGGGAAGGGCGGUCAGAUCGCAACCUCAGAUUGGUACACAAUAAUCUGAGCGUACAGGAAGAAGAGAGAGAAAGGGAAACCCGACAUCCUAUCAAAAUGGGCAGUCGGUACUGCAAGUAUCAUCAAAGAGGCUCGCACUAG